Molecule: messenger RNA, 8151 nt
Organism: Paramuricea clavata
Lineage: Eukaryota; Metazoa; Cnidaria; Anthozoa; Malacalcyonacea; Plexauridae
Source: the annotation of a GenBank genome assembly
GUGGUGUUCUGGUGGUGUUCCGGCGGUGUUCCGGUGGUGUUCCGGUGUUCCGGUAGUCAGUGUUUUACUACAUGCCAGUUUUUGCGGCUGUGUGAAUCGGGUGAAGAAAUACAAGAUGGCGGCGAAAAUGAACAGCGAACAAGAAAAUGUUAUUUUGGAAAAGAAAUUACAGCGAAAGUUGUGUAGUUUCCUGGAUGAAAAUUUUCCUGAAGACUUGUCCAAUGUUAGGCAAUGUCUUGAAAAGAUGGAAAAAGAAAGAGACGCGUUGGAAAAGCAGGUUGAAUUUUUUUAAAGAAUUGUUUUUUUUAUAUAAUAUUGCAACUUUUAAAUGUAUUAUCGUUAAUACAUAAUUUUUACGUGUUUGAAAAAAUUACAAAAGGACAUGAAUAUUAAUAUCUCAAAUAUGCUGGUUUAUGUAGUGUGUAUUUCCACUUCAUCUGUUUAAUUGAAAUAAAAAACACGUGGACAUUGAUGCUCAGGGCCAUUCCAUUUAAUAUACACACCCCCCUGUGGACGAAAAUUUCUGAGGGGGGUUGAAAAAGCCGUUUCUGAGGGGUUGUGUGCAUCGGCAUCCUUUGAUCUUUGCGUUUUUUCCGAGGGGUAAGGCAAAAAUUUCUUAAUUUCUGGAGGGGUGUUUGUGUCGGCACUUUGAUCUUUUUUUCUUAGGGGUUCAAAUUUUAUUGACUUCGUCCACAGGGGGGGUGUAUAUUAAAUGGAAUGGCCCUCUGUUAUAUAGAAAUAAUUAUAUAUUAAAAUUGCAUGUUAGUUGAUGAAAUAUAUAUCAAGUAUAUCAUAUUGUGCUCCAUUUUAUUAUUUAAGUAUCUUAUUAUUACUUUGUGUAUUUAAAUAAUGCCCAAAAAUUUUGUGGGUUUGACUUGCUCGCCCCCCCCCCCCAACGGGAAAGUUUGGAAAUUGCGCAACUGAGAUUUGAUAUGGAAAGCAUCAAAAUUGCAUACCUGAUAUCUCGGUUGCGCCAUACAAACUUUCCACACUCCCCCCCAGAAUUUUCAGCAUCCCUCCCCUGCUGAGCAAAAUCUUAAAAUCCAUCUGAUCCUACAAGAGUCACAAAGGUAAUCCCAUAGGUGAAGCUAGGAUGGAAAAUUAGUUUCUAAGUUACGUAUAUAAUUUAUUUUAGUUGGCAAUAUCCGAACCCAAUAAAGACAUCGCCCCUCUAUGUGUUGGCAAGACAAUCGAAGAUGCAAAUUUAGUGUUAGGGAAUGUGGAUAAGAUUCAGUGUAAUUUAGGAGAACUGAACGACUGUUUUGAUGAACAUAAUGGCAAGGUUGAUAAUGUGAUAAAACAAUUGGACAGUUUGAAUAAAACUGUGAACGAACUGGAGAAUUUAACGAGUUAUAUCAAGUGGUUACAGAGAGUUGAAGACCUGAGGUACUUUAGCACAGCCUUAUAGCUACACAGAUUUCCAACAGAUAGCUCUAUCAGUUCUAAACACUUCUACUCAGAGGUCCAGUAAGGUGAAUUCCUUAUUAUUCCGGGAAGUAGCCGAAAAUUGGUGGAUCAAAUUUGAAAUUUGUGAGUCAAAACUAGCAUGGCCUACAAUUUUCGAAAUUGAAUGUAGGUCAGAAAAAAUUCUUAAUUCCCCAAAUCACUAAAUUCUGCAGAUAGAUAAGAGAUUUUAAUUAUAUUUUUUUAAAUAAGUACUUAUAAAGACACAAGUGGAAUCACUAUAAAUUACUAAAUCAUGUUUUUUGUCAUGUUUAUAGCACUAUAAUUCAUCAAGGUUUGGAGACAGGGUCACUGAAGAAUGCUAUAUCAGAACUUUUGUCCAUGAAAAAACUUCUGGAUAAUCUGCAAGGAACAUCGUGCCAGUAUCUGAGCAAGUUUCUAGUCGACACUUUAAAAUAUUGGAAUAAAAUUGUUGUGGAAAAACUUUCCAAGUAAUGUAGAAUAUUAAACAUCGUACUGCCCAGAUUUUUAGUUGAUAUAUAAUUUGUAUCAUUCAAUGAUUGCAUGCUUCUUUCUAGGGAAUUUGACGAAGUUCUCAAAGUUUUAAAAUGGCCAUUUACUUCAGGCUCUACAGCUCCAUCAUUGGCAGCAAAUUCAAAUGUUUUUCAAACACUAGAAAGUCUCUUUUUAUUGUUACUGCAAGUUUCAGAAAUGUAUCCUUUUGCAUCACCAUACAAACAAGCCUGCCAAGAACCCAAUACGAUCUAGCUCUUCCAUUCUCUCGCAAUUUUAGUUUUAGUGUGUUUAGUAAUAGAGUAAAUAAUGAGUAUAUAUGAAUUUCUUGACAACUUGACAGCGAGGCUCUGGCAACAAGCAAUGGAGAGAGAACAGGAAUUAUAUCCCUUCCGAUGGAGUUGUUAUUACGACCGUUAAGAAAGAGAUUUCAGUAUCAUUUUUAUGGUAAAAGACAAACGAACAGCUUGGAGAAGGUAGAGUAUAAGUACAUUAGGUUUCAUCUUUGUUGGUAUUUGUGAUUGGAUAUUUAUGAUGGUGUUGUAGUGGUGGGGGUGAUGCUGGUAAUUGUGACAAUUGUGGUGAUAGUGAUGAUGAGGUGAUGGUAGUGAUGGUGAUGGUGGUGAUGAUGGUGGUAGUCAUGGUAAUGACGAUGAUGGUGAUGGUUAUGAUUACUGUAUUUCCAGCCUGAAUGGUUCUACACCCAAAUUCUCAACUGGUUAAGAGAUCAUGAAGAUUUCUUGGACUCGACAAUUCAACCAAUCAUUGAUAAAUCUGAAUUGGCUUGGAGAUCUGCCCAGGUACUUUGAUGAAUUGACAUGUACAUAAUCUUCCUAAAGUGUAUCUUAUAAUAAAUUUUCACUAGAUUUUAAUCCAGUAAAAAAUUUGUACGAUAAGCCACGAGUCAUUCCCACCAAGAAUCAUGGUUACAAGCGUCAUAUAGAAGCAUAUAACACAUGCCUUAUCGUAUGCUUGGUAUUUUUCAGGAUCAAUUUACAGAAGGCCUUCUUCAGGUUGUGGUAGAAAAAAUGAACCAUAGCAUUCCGUUAGUGUUAGACAAUGAAGCAGUGUUCUCACAUUUUGUUGACGAAACUUUGCUGUUUGACAAAGAGUUGAGGAAUACUUAUGAUCUCUCGCAAGUGAACAGCAGUUGUCUUCAAGUGUUGGUCAAACAACCUUGCUUCGCCAAGUGGGUGACACUGGAAAAGAAAUGUAAGUUUGGAAGGGUUAUUUAAACCAGUAACCAUUAAGGUCCAUACACACUGGACGCGAUUCGACAACGCGACGCGAUUUUUUAGUUUUUGAAAGUUAAUAAAACAGCCAAUGAGGGCAAAUUUUGAAUGAUAUGUACAGGGUGUUAGCCAGAAGUAAAAAGAAUCCGCGUUCACCUGAAAUUAGGAAAUUUAUUUUAUCCUGAAGCCAGGGUUGCCCCCUCUCGAUUUUUAAAAUUUUUGUGUCUUUGAAAUGGCAUUUCCCGCAUUUUGGGAGUAAUUUUGAGCAAAUGUAGUUAUAAACAUGUUUUUAAUGGCGUAUUAACAACAUCGAAUUUCUAUAACUAUUUUUUGACUGACCCAAAUUGGGAAAUUGCGACCUCAAGGUAAUUGGGAAAACCGCGUUUAACGCGGAAUUUUUGACUGUAGCUAACACCCUGAUGUAGACCAAAUAAUUCAAAAUGUUAUACCACUUCUAAAUAUUUGGAAAAUUCAAACUAGAAUCAAAGUUAUCGGUCAGUGAAAAUCGAAAAAUCGCGUCGCGUUGUCGAAUCGCGUCCGGUGUGUCUGGACCUUUAGUGUCACGCAGUGGCGAAGCCAGCCCAGCAAUUUGGUGACAUGCUAAGCAAAUAUUUCCGUAUUCAUAGACCAUGAAAACAAUCACUUUCUAAAGAAAUGCAUGAUGAUGAUUUAAAAUUUGCAUAGCAUGACCAAAUUGUUGGUGGGCUUCGCCACUGGUGUCACGUCUUUCAUGUUCUGUCAGACAUAUAGAAAAUGUGUAUAAUUAGCAGAGCAUACAGACUCAGAGUUCAUAACCUCAAUUUAAUUCAUUUCAAUACAGGCAGAAACCUUAAACAUUUCUUACAGAAUAAAUUUCAGACAAUGCGCGUACAAAGUACCGCUUGGUGCCAGAGGUUCUUCCCCGCCUGUAUUUUGGGAUAAAGAGGGAUACACGAGGAUGCGAACAUAUCCCCUAUUAUCCCCCUGCGAGCGAAGGUGUACAAAGGUACACAAGUGGUUUGUAUAUGUCCUUGCAAUAUUUGUUGCAGACGCAAUGGAAAAUAUUCAGUCGUUGCUAUCAUCUGAGAAGGCCUGGAGCCCAAGAUACGAAGACGCGGCUGACGUUGAUGACCUCAAGGUUCCGGAGUGUGUUGAGACUUUUGUUUCACUUCUAGUUGGCAUAACAGGUAUGGUGUGAAAGCCCGUGUCAAACAAGAAUGAGAGUUGAUCAAGUCCAACUUGACUCAAUGGACCAUUUGCAUUAUAGACUAAAUUUUGAUCUAGACAAAAAUUUCAUCACAGCUUGAAAGAGCAUCACAAAAUUAGUAAUAUUCCGAAGUUUCGUUGCGAAAUGUUGUAAAAUGCGGAUAAUAUAGCUUUGCGAAGUUUGCCGUUUUUCAGUCAUUUUGUAUUACACACGGGAAAUUGACAGCCCAAUCGGGUGUUGGGGCAUCAAUUUCCCGUUUGUAAUACAAAAUGACUGAAAAUUGCAAAUUUUGCAAGGCUAUAUUAUCCUCAUUUUACAACAUUUCGCAACGAAACUUUGGAAUAUUACUAAUUUUGUGAUGCUCUUUCAAGCUGUGAUGAAAUUUUUGUCUAGACUUGUUUAGAUCAAAACAUUUAGUCUAUAAUGCAAAUGGUCCAUUACAGAGCAUUGGACUAGUAUCCCAAAGGUCGCGAUUCCCACCGUGGUCAGGCAAACUUUUCAGCUUGCCCGGUGUGGACGCACACUCAGAGUAACAUCACAAACAACUUAACAACUUUCAUCAAUUCUCGUCGACAUUUGAACCAGUUCAAAGUUGAUGAGGGUGCAGGACAGUCGAUGUGAAUUGGCGCUCAAACGCGCGAUCGUCAACGGACGUGUUUAUGUACCAUUUAUGUACCAAAACACGCACUGCAAAAGUUUUAAGAGGUAAUUUUUUUCAAUGUCACGUAUUUGCAAUGAAAAGUGUUCAAACUAGCCUAAAAUCUUUUUGGCGUUCCUCUCAAAAUUACUUUGUAUAAAACAUUCUCUAGUUUAAGAGUUAGCUACCUUUUUAAAUGCAUCUGGCGGUCGAGAAACAUAAAAUAAUAGCUAAAAAUUGUCAAUUAAAAUACAAUUAUCAAUGAUGCUUUAAAGUUGACGCCAUAUCUACAGCCAUAUAAGCAAAACUUACUGAACUUCAGACAUUAUUUUCUCUUUGGUGUAUCAUCUAAAAUCUCUUCAUUUUAGAAUUAUUUUACAGAUAAAGCACUAAACAUACUUUUUAAGUUUGCUUACCGAUUGAGAAACGUAUCGAAAACUAAAAAUUUUGAAUUUAGUCAUAACCACAAGUGAUAUAUUAUACGCAUUAGUUUUGAGCGCGUGUUACGUAACAUACGAAAAAAUCUCCCCUUAAAUUGCUUCAAAAACGAUCGAUCUUACUAGUUCAUUGGCGAAGUCAUUUUCAAAAAAUACGUUGUCGAGAAAAUCAAAGUUAAAGUUUAUGUAAAUCAAGGGAAAUCUCUAUCAUAUAAUUAAAGAUACGACACGCUUACGAUUUUUCUAGUUUUAUGUUUUCCUCAUGAAUUAUUAAUGACUUUUUUAAAUAAAUAUCGAAACCUAUGCACAUAUAUGUUUAGAUCGCUACAAGUACAUGCCCGGUGAAGAAAAUCAAAUUUCAUUUGUGAAUAUCCAGCUUGAUCUUCUCUAUUUCUUCACUGCAAGCCUCGAUGAGAUAAAGAAUGAAGGUGAUCCUGUGACCCCUUGCUUUCUCUUCAUCAUCAACAGCACAAACUAUCUGGCUACAAUUCUACAAGAUUGGUCUGAACAAGCGGUGAGUUUUGCAACUUCAAUGUCGAUAGUUUUAUCGUAAUUUUCUGUAAACUGUUUUCCCCAGAGGUCCAGAAGACCCACCCGCAGGGGCGGCGCUAGAGGGGGUGACGCCAAAUUUAAAUUUAAAUGCAAAACUAAUUGUCGAUUUCAAAUCAGUUUUCAAUGCGCGGUUCCCAAGUUCGUUGCAAACUUGCCAAUUGCGUUUCCAAAUUCAAAAAUUGGGCGUGAACUUCGCAACAAAGUUCGCAAGUACAUUUCAAUGUUUCAACUAUUGUAAACAAAUGUUCAUAGUUCAGGUUGAAAUUAACAAUUCAAUGGAAAGUUCUUGGUCCAGUGGGGCUACCAAGAAGGUUUGUAUUUUCAUUCAAUUGGUUAUUAUUAUUGAGUAUGAACAUUUGUUUACAAACGAAGUUCAAACAUUGAAAUGAACUUGCGAACUUUGUUGCGAAGUUCGCACCCAAUUUCCGAACUUAGAAACGUAAUUGGCAAGUUCGCAACGAACUUGGGAAUCGCACGUUGAAAAGUGACUUGUAAUCGACAAUAAUUUUGAAAAUAUUUUGAAAAUGUGUUCUUUCGAGUCUUUAAUAGCGGGUAAUUUAAAAAUUCAAGUCAGCCCAACAUCCUAUAUAAAUGCUGACGAGUUGGGUUUUGACAGCGGUCGUGGCUGAAAACAGUAAGUUGUGGAUGGUUAGGAUCAAUCUCGAUCCCACAGCCUGAUUUCCUGUUCGCAGGCUAGGAAAUACUAGGGUUAGGAUCAGUUUUAGUCGUUGAGGUAGUCAUUUGAAAUCUUCCCAAAACGAAGAAAAUGCCAUUCAACAUUUUCGGGGUAGCAUGCCCCUGGACCCUGGGCAGUUAAAAUCUGACAGUUUCCACUCCCUCUUCCUCCCCCCUCCUAUACCUAUGCUCUGGGGGUAAAGAAAGAGCCAUCCUGCAUGUGCUUCAUUGUUGCUAAAAGAGGAUGCUUAUACUAAACUCAAGCUGGAAGUACUAAUCUCAUUCCUAUGAAAUAGUAUCUUUUUACAAUCACAGAUGUUUCUUAAACUGCACUACAUUAAAACACAAAUUGCUAAGAAGAAACGGAGCGAUCCAAGUGAAAUAACGUCGGAAAACUCGACAACAGAUGAACCUAAUAUUCGUAAUAUUGAUGAUUUUGGUGAAAACGGAACGCUAUUUGAAGAAGCCAUCCAGCAGCUUCGUACAUUACAGAAUAAUAUGAUGGCUGUUUUGGUGAAACAUGUUGCUGUGGAGUUUAAAAUGAAAAGCGAUUCGUACAAGAAAGAAAGGUAAAAGUUCUAAAACACUUGGACGUGUUAAUAGGUCUUCCGUCAAGAAGUUGGUAACAAUAAAGAGUGCUUAAAAAUCUCACAUCUUUUAGCAAUUCUGCCAACAAGCCGUCAACAAGUUUUGUUCGUACUGCUUGUCCCAGAUGUCAACAAAUUUGGAACAAGCUGUUACAACUUGUAACAACCUUGUUGAUAUCAUCAGACUUGUUGCAAGAUUGUUCCAACAAGUCCGAUACAGUCGCGAUAUAAGAAUAUUGCUACAACCUUGUGUCGUCAACCUUGUAACAUUCUUGUUAUAUCAUGACUGUAUCAGACUUGUUAGAACAACCUUGUAACAAGUCUGAUAAUGCCAUCAAGCUUGUUACAAGUUGUUAGCAGCUUAUUCCAAACUUGUUCCAGCAACUGGGAACAAGCAGUGCGAACACAAUUUGUCGACAGCUUGUGAACUUAAUAGAGAGGUUAAGAUUGACGUUUACGGCAGACCGCUAACCGCUAAUUUCAAGUCGUAUUUUGAGAUCAACUGUAAGCUGUUCGAAGUUAGGACAAUUUGUGCAUUAAAAUUGAAGAAUGAAUUGGCUAAAAACCUGUCGAAACCUUCGGAAACUUGUAGAACUUUCAUUCAAAUGUGAAUUGAAGUUUCCCGUUUGCGAUUACCAGUUUGCCGUAAACGUCAAUCUUAACCUCUCUGAUAUAAAUGACUUCGACUUGUGACAAGUAGAACAGAACCGCCAGUAUUCUUAAAAAAACAUAUUUUUCUUUCAAGUUGGCAUAGUCUUCCUUCACAAAAAGAGCUCGCUAUAACCAGCCUUUCCUCGUCUUUAUGUGACAUGAUAGUCUAUCUCCGAGAUAUACUGGGCAAGUUGAAACAAGAAUUGGUCGACUGCUUAUUUACUUGUUUUUGGAAACAACUGGCGGAAGACUUAUCAGAAUUUCUUUUUGAUGAGGU